UACUUACCGCAAACUACACGGAAUCCGAUAGACCUCCCGAUUCUCCCGAUGUUACACGCACCAAACCACGAGCUCACGAGCGGUAGUAGUUGUCUGCGAUCAAGAAUUAGUGGGACGGGAUCAUCGGGAAUGGAUGGCAUCGGGACAGAACACAUUCCCGAUCGGACUCUUUCCCCAAUGGGGAUACAGUGUGGAAGAAGAGAAGAGAAACAACACACACACACACAGAGACAGUCGCCCAAGUGCAACAGGAAGAGGACGGGACGUGGACAAUUCCGUGUGUGCGUGCGCCGGGAGUCCGGCGUGUCUAUAUAAAACGGUCAUCAAUAAGCUGGCCGCAUUACAGUUCAAUUUCAAACGGUUUCGAGUCAAUGUCACGGGCACGUCCACGGCGCGGCACUGUCCCGAUUAGCGGUUCGUUCAAUUAUUCGGGAACACUUUGAAACCCGAACUGCGCAGCCAAGAAGUGAUUUGAGUGAAGUGAGUUUUGGCUUUGUGUUGGUUGGGUAAAUAAAAAAAAAUACUCAGUUCAUUUAAAUCGUUUAUAUCGAUCGAACGUAUGAAGUGUUUUAGUGUGGUGUGAAAACAGGCGGUCGUGAAAGUGUACAUCAUUAUUGUGACAAAGUGUCACAAUGCGAUCGAUUGGUGUGAUCAUAUUAGCCUGCUGUUUGACGGCAACAGUGGCAAAUAUUGAUAAAGAUGAAUCACAUCUUAGUGAUGAUACCGUUGUAAUUGAAGCCGAUCAACCGCCGCCACGACAGCCACGUCAAGUAUGGCUGAACUCUCACGUGCCGCAUGCCGACUGGAAACAGGCACUCGGGGACGGUAGCCCUUGCCUUACUGCCAAGGGCCAUCUCGGCUUCUGCACCUCGUUCCGUAAGUGCUAUCCAUACUUUAAGGUGCCCGAUUUGAGCGUCUGGGAGUCAUGGGUGCUCGGUAACUACGAUACCUGCAGCUACUUCAACGAACAGGCCCGUCAAGCGUUCGGUGUGUGCUGCACCAACCCCAUCACACCCCUUCCGAUCGAUUCCAAUCCCGUCAUAGAAACUGUGCCUGGGGUAAUACUGCCACCGUUCAGUGCCACCGGUGGAACCGGGCAGGCUGAGCCGAACAAACCGCCGAACAAGAACAACAACUAUCCGAGCUGGCCACCGCCAGUUCCGACCCAUCCGCCGGAUCAUACGCCCGCCACCCAUCCACCUUCGUUCGGUGGCCCUGCACCACCGACCACGGUUUCGUCCGUUGGUCCGGUAUCGGAACCAACGCAACGACCAUCGACGACGUGGCCUACACGACCGCGACCACCACAAGUUCCGAAUCAACCGACACCGGCCCCAGCACCGAUACAACCGAUCGGUGUUUGGCCACCGCCCGUUCCCACUCAUCCACCGUUGGAGAUCGCCACCCUGCCACCUUCGUCGUCCGGUGUCGUGAGUGACCCAUCGAUCGUUGGUUGUGGUGUGAAAAAUGGCAAUCCGGACACGGAACGAAUCGUUGGUGGUCACAAUGCGGAUCCGAACGAGUGGCCUUGGAUAGCGGCCCUGUUUAACAAUGGGCGACAGUUUUGUGGUGGAUCACUGAUCGAUAGUAUUCACAUCCUAACGGCGGCCCAUUGCGUUGCACAUAUGAGCUCCUACGACGUGGCACGUCUGUCGGUGAAGCUUGGUGAUCAUAAUAUCCGAUCGAACACGGAGGUACAGCACGUGGAACGACGCGUUAAGCGACUUGUCCGUCAUCGAGGGUUCGAUUCGCGUACAUUGUACAACGAUGUGGCCGUCCUGACGAUGGAUCAACCGGUACCGUUUACGAAGCAAGUACGACCGAUCUGUCUGCCGGCAGCAGAUAACACGCGGGCUUACAAUGGCCAUACCGCUACCGUUAUCGGUUGGGGAAGCUUGAGAGAAAACGGACCACAGCCAGCAAUCCUGCAGGAGGUGAAUCUACCGAUCUGGACAAACAACGAGUGUCGCAUCAAGUACGGUCCAGCGGCACCGGGUGGUAUUAUCGAUACGAUGCUUUGUGCCGGCCAGGCUGCCAAGGAUUCCUGCAGUGGUGACUCGGGUGGUCCAUUGAUGGUGAACGAUGGCACGUGGACACAGGUCGGUGUCGUUUCCUGGGGUAUCGGCUGCGGCAAGGGUCAGUAUCCGGGCGUGUACACGCGCGUCACUGCCUUCCUGCCGUGGAUUAAGAAAAACAUCAAUGACGCCUAGAACACAGCCGGGCCCGUAAACGCAACACAAUUGCCAUUCAUAGAAGUGCCACUUUUUCUGAACCCUUUUCUUACUUCCCUACUGGACAUUAUUCCACUUGAAGGUGGCGCUUUUUUUACAAAAUAAACAGUGACUGAACGAA
Messenger RNA from Anopheles funestus (African malaria mosquito), 2352 nucleotides. Its product is annotated as CLIP domain-containing serine protease B9. Gene Ontology annotation, molecular function: serine-type endopeptidase activity. The coding region runs from base 633 to 2210 and encodes 525 amino acids. Lineage: Eukaryota; Metazoa; Arthropoda; Insecta; Diptera; Culicidae. Gene Ontology annotation, biological process: proteolysis. The record is from RefSeq and is a predicted model, not a curated record. The transcript is spliced from 7 exons.